Messenger RNA from Wyeomyia smithii (pitcher-plant mosquito), 1253 nucleotides. Its product is annotated as mannose-P-dolichol utilization defect 1 protein homolog. Gene Ontology annotation, biological process: oligosaccharide biosynthetic process. Bases 174 to 947 code for a protein of 257 amino acids. NCBI's taxonomy places the organism in Eukaryota, Metazoa, Arthropoda, Insecta, Diptera, Culicidae. The record is from RefSeq and is a predicted model, not a curated record. The transcript has 2 exons.
UGUGGCAACCCUGGUAGUCAGUCAAGCGGCCGCUAUAUUAUGUGCUUGUGCUAGUCUUGUGCAGAAGAUAUUAUCGAUAACAGGGACAAUUUUGGCUAUAAAAUCAAUUACGGUUAUUUGAUAUUUUAUCUCUCUAAUUCCUGCUUGCGUAUUCAACGUGUGUUUGAAGUAAAAUGACAGACUAUGGAAAGGAGUUUAUGCUGCUCCUGAUGAAUGAAAAAUGCUACGAUAAGUAUUUCGUAGAUUUCGAUUUCUUCGACGCGGAUUGUUUCAGAUCACUACUUAGCAAAGGCUUAGGCUUGGGAAUAAUUGCUGGAUCAGUGCUCGUCAAAGUUCCUCAAAUAACCAAGAUCCUUGCAAAUAAAUCAGCAGAAGGGAUUAAUUUGUUUAGUGUCUGCCUAGAUCUCUUUGCCAUAACAAUUCACAUGUCGUAUAGCUUUGUGAGCGGAUUUCCGUUCAGUUCCUGGGGCGACACUUCUUUUCUUGCGUUGCAGACGGCGAUUAUCGCUUUUCUAGUUUUACUGUAUGGCGGAGCACCAACCAAAGCACUGGCAUUCACUGGUGCAUAUACAGCGAUUACCUAUAGUUUAAUGGGAGGUUUUACUCCGUUGAACUACCUUCUCAUUGCUCAGGGAUUGAACGUUCCGAUUCUAUUGCUGGGAAAGUUGUCUCAAGCGUACACUAACUAUCGCAACGGAAGCACCGGUCAGCUAUCAGCCGUUACGUGCUUCAUGCUACUGGCUGGAUCCCUCGCCAGAAUCUUCACCUCAAUUCAGGAAACGGGAGAUCAAAUGAUGGUCAUAACAUAUGGAUGCUCGUCGUUUGCGAAUGCGGUCAUCGUGCUACAGCUGCUGUAUUAUUGGAAUGCGGACAAGAGCAAGAAAACUUUCAGUAAAACUAGUGUUCCGAAGAAAGCCACCAAGGCUAAGGCCAAGAAAACUGAUUAAACUUAGACAACAGUUGCAUUGCAGUUACAAAAGACAGGAAAACGACCUAACAAUUAUUCCGAUUAGCAUGAGUACAAAAGCAGACUAGUUGAAUAUGUAGCAACGUUAGAACUACUCAUUGUUCAGUUUGUGAUUUAGAUGUCGUUUCAAUUUUCAAUAGUCUGUAGGUGGUAUAGCAGCUAUUUGGUUAAGGUGACGAGCAAUUAAUAUAUAAAAUGACGCCAUGCGCAGGCGACCAGAAGUAGAUAAUAAAUCUUUUGUAGCGAAUUCCUUUUUAAAUAAUAAUAAAAAGUGGCUAAUGUUGAA